Molecule: messenger RNA, 4211 nt
Organism: Ananas comosus (pineapple)
Lineage: Eukaryota; Viridiplantae; Streptophyta; Magnoliopsida; Poales; Bromeliaceae
Product: zinc finger BED domain-containing protein RICESLEEPER 2-like
Exons: 2
Coding region: 1883-3949 (688 amino acids)
Molecular function (GO): protein dimerization activity; DNA binding
Source: RefSeq, a predicted model, not a curated record
UGCAACUCUAGUGGGACAUUGGAAAAUGCAAUUUUGACCUCUUUUUUUUUGAUGAUUAUUAAUAUUUUUUUUUAUACUCUCCAGUUUUGAAUGUACUACUCAUUGUGUAUUGUACAUGUACUUCUUGGUCAGGAAUUUCCUACUCAUGCAUGCCUUAACCGCGUUUGUCUUAUUUGCUUGGAGAAUUGUUCUGCCAUGCCAAUUUUACUGUGGAUUCUCUUUGUAUCCUAUGUUAAUUUUUUCUUAAUGAAUGUCACAUGACAGAUAUAAUAUAUGUUCUAAUAUACGAUCUAGUUCUCCACGGGAACAUAUUCGUAUAAGCAUGCUUGUUUCUGUGCAUGCCUUUUGUCCAUGCGCAUUUUUGCAUCAAUGCAUGUGUGUAAACUGGUGGUUAUGUGUAAUGGCCGUAUUUAUUUAUGUUUUGUAUGCAUAUGUAUUUAAAUGCAGGGAGACAGCUGCUUUUCUCUUUUCUGUCUGAACUUUUCCUACUCUGAUGCUAAAUCAUCUCGAAUACUUAGUCUGACGUGAAGGGAAACUUUGAUUACUGUUUGGUGUUUGCUAUAUGGGCCUGACAAACCAAAUUCUGUUGUAGUGAUGCUGACUAAAUAUUCUACUUGAUUAGCUAAUCUUUUUAGUUUGUAUAACGAAUUUGGUGUUGAUAUUGUUUUUUUAUGGAGUAUCACUGGCACAUCAUCUGAUAAUGAUUGAAUUGGCAUAAUACUUGUUUAUGUUGAAUUUGGGCAUGAUAAUAACAUGAACUGCUACUAAAUUGAUUUGCUGGCAUCUAUGAUCUAUUUACAUUGAUGCCACAUAUCCUUUUGAUUAUACAAUAUCUAGCACAUAUUAUUCAUAUUUCACAUUAAUGUACAUGUGUGUCUGCAAUGCAUAUUUGCAUUUUGCGUGUGUGAAAAUGUGCGUGUAUCCAAGUGCGUGCAUGUAUCUGCGUCUGCGUGGGUACAUCUGUGUGUGGAGUACUCAUGCAAGUGCUUGCUUACCUUCAGUAGUUUUUUUUUUUUUCAAGUGAUGCUGUUAUUACUGCUAUGCAUUUGAGAUUCUCUGACUUGCAGUAUCAGCUAAAGGCUAGAGUUAUUUUUCUUGACCUAAACUUAUUAUUUUGCCUUUAUUAAUUAAUAAGCUCAUUGUGAGAAGCCGAGAAUUGUUGCAGUUUAAUUCUUAUCCCUCUUUCUUCGUUCUUUUAAUGCUUGGAUGUAAUUGUUCCUUUGAGUUAUCCUCUACUGUUUCCACUUAUCUAUUUCUUUUCUUAUUCUAAUUUUAUCUGCUGAUGAAAAUCUUUCACAAUGUCAGCUUUUGUUAUUACCAGACAUGACCAUUUAAAUAUGGUAUUUCAAUUGCAGAUAUAGUACAAAAACCUGUUUUGUUAAAAUAAUUAAUAAAAUGAAAGGCAUUUAGGUAUCACUUUUGAAAAUCCCGGUCAGUCUCUAAUUGCUUAUUAUAAAGGACCUGACUCUUCUGCAUCUGCAAACUUUCCAUCGCUACUUUUGUUUCAAAACAUUCUCUCUCUCUCUCUCUCUCUCUCUCUCUCUCGUGUAAUAAUAACAGGAUUACUUUCUCUGCAAUUUUGUGCCACCUCUUGGUUGUGUCCAAGAGAAGAAUUUUUGAAUCUCUGUUGAUAUAUAUACUUUUUGGUGUAUUCAUUUCUAUCGUGCUGCCUGUUGUUUGUCUACUAAUCUCAACGAAUGACAUUGAGGUCUGGGUAUGCUUUCAAACUUUAGGUUGUUUCAUCCAGUUCUACAAAUGCUGUAUUGGAUUGAACAGCAUUCACACGCUUGGAUGAAACUGGAUAUAACAGAAGGAUUGGAGUAAUUCGUCGAAGAACAUCAGCAACUCACGGAUCUUCCCUAUCAGUUAACUUUUCCCUUCAAUGAGCAUGGGGGACGCUAGCGACUCUGAGCCAGUCAACAAUGCUGAAGCUGAAGUUACCCCACCGACUUCCAAGCGACGACGGAAGAAGUCGAUGGUAUGGGAGCACUUCACUGUUGAAGCUGUGGCCGGAGGGUGCACACGUGCUUGUUGCAAACUGUGCAAGCAAACAUUUGCGUACAGUUCUGGUUCAAAGAUUGCAGGCACCAGCCAUCUUAAGAGGCACAUCACCUUGGGCUCCUGUCCCAAACUCAAAGACCAAGAGAGGAAGCAUCUUGCCCUCACUUCUGGUACAAAAAAUGAUGGGGACACCACUGAUCUGCCAACCAAAAGACGCUAUAGAUAUUCUGGAUAUGCAAAUGCUGCGUUCGAUCAGGAUCGUAGCUGCAAUAAUCUCGCGAAAAUGAUCAUCGUGCAUGACUACCCUCUUCACAUCGUCGAACAGCCUGCUUUCAUCUCUUUUGUCGAGAGCCUGCAGCCUCGGUUCAGGAUGGUAGAUGUCAAUACCAUCCAACAAGAGGUUUUAACUGUUUAUCAGUCAGAGAAGGUGAAUCUGUUGCAAGUAUUUAGCAGUUGUAUGCCUGGGCGGAUCAGCCUUACUGUGGGCUUGUGGAUGACCAAUCAAACUCUUGGGUAUAUUUCGCUGGCGGGGCAGUUCAUCGACACGGACUGGAAGCUGCACAGGAGAAUGCUCAACUUCAUGCUGGUAUCUUCUCCUCAUUCAGAAAACGCGCUUAGCGAAGCUAUUGGGGUCAGCCUCUUAGAUUGGAAUAUGAAGGACAGGCUAUUCACAAUCACUUUAGACAAUGACUGCUCCUCGCAUGACAUCUACAGUGCAAAUCUCAGAGAUCACCUCUCCAACAAGAAUGCGCUCAUGCUUAAAGGUCAGUUGUUCGUUGUGCGUUGUUAUGCCCAUCUACUGAAUGUUGUUGCCCAUGAUGUGAUUGCCUCAAUUCACGGUAUUAUCUACAAUAUCCGUGAAAGCAUAAAGUUUGUAAAAGCUUCUCUGGCUCGUGAAGAGAGGUUUGCUGAGAUUGCCUUACAAAGGGAGAUUCCGAGCUCGAAGACGCUAUCUCUUGAUAUCAUGACACAGUGGAACACGACUUACCUCAUGCUGCUCGCCGCCUCAGAAUACAAGCAAGUAUUCACUGAUUUGGAAACGUGCGAUGAUAACUACAAUGAAGCACCAUCACCUGAUGACUGGAAGAAGGUGGAGGUCGUUUGUGUGUUCUUGAAGCUUUUAUAUGAUUCUGCGAAUGCUGUCAUGGCAGCGGCAGAGCCGACAGCCAAUAUAUUCUUCCAUGAAGCGUGGAAGAUCCAGGUAGAACUGACCAAUGCGACCCUCAGUGAAGACCCUGUAGUAAGUGAGAUCGCUAUAGAGAUGCAUGAGAAGUUUGACAAAUAUUGGAAGGAUUGCAGCCUUGUCUUGUCAAUUGCUGUUGUGAUGGACCCUCGUUUCAAGAUGAAGCUUAUUGAGUUCAGCUUCUCCAAGAUUUAUGGUGCAGAUGCCGCGAAGUAUGUUAAGGUGGUCGAUGAUAGUGUUCAUGAGCUCUAUCAGGAAUACACCACCCAGCCGUUGCCAUUAACUCCAGCUUAUGCAGAACAAGGGGAGCCUAGCAACUUCACCGCCAAUGGCAAUGAGAACAACAACCGGCUGCCCUCAACACCAAUUUCAACUGGCGAUGGGCUUCUUGACUUUGACAUCUACCUUUCUGAGAUGUCCGUGAACCACUCAACAAAGUCAGAACUAGAUCAGUACCUGGAGGAGUCCCUCGUCCCAAGAAUCCAAGAAUUUGAUAUAUUGAACUGGUGGAAGCUGAAUACUAUCAAAUAUCCGACACUCUCUAAGAUGGCUCGCGACAUCUUGGCCAUUCCAGUGUCCAUGGUCGGCACGGGCUCCUCGAUAUUCGGGUCGGGUACAGGAAGCAGAGUGCUUGAUGAGUACCACAGCUCGUUGCCUCCUGAAACAGCACAGGCGCUUUUCUGCGCAAAAGACUGGCUCCAAUACUUGCCCACUAUGGUGGAGCCGCCACCGUCAUCAAAUGCCAUUGUCAAGAUGGAAAUCUAGCUAGGUAUAUUUUCAUGGGAGCUGUUUCUUUCUGGCAUGUCAAAGACCGAUAAUUUAUGAUAACUUAGAUAGGAACAAACCUUCAUCUUUACUUCUUUAGGUAGUGUAUUAGGUGUGUACUUUAGUCUUUUUCCGUGCUUUUUACUUUAUAUUGUCUUUAACGCCUAGGCCGAUAUGUGGUUCCCUUUCUUCUUUCGACUGCGUGUGAAAUUGUGGAGCAAGCUAUCUUUGAAUCUGCAAGUCUUCUUUUACAGUUCUGCCA